Molecule: messenger RNA, 1548 nt
Organism: Lolium perenne
Lineage: Eukaryota; Viridiplantae; Streptophyta; Magnoliopsida; Poales; Poaceae
Source: RefSeq, a predicted model, not a curated record
AUGUCUUCUGCGACUCCGCCUCCAACCUCCGAGCCCAUCGUGGCAACUCCUAUCUCCUCCGCCCCUCCACCCUUCGCCCCGGUCCAUCUGGAUCCCAUCAAGGACUCCGGCAAGGACACCGAAGGAACCUCUGCUAACCCGGAGAAAGCCUCCGGGGAGGAACAGGCAGAACAAAAGGCGGAAGAGAUUGCCGCCAAGAAAUCCAAAGCUCGUCAGCGAGACUCCGAAGCCAAAGGGAAAUGGUGGCCCUGCACCACCACUGAAACGGAGCUGAAGAACUUGGAGGCGGAAGGUUUUCUGCUUCCCGGAAGCUGGCGAACAGUUCCGGGUUCCCUGGCUCCAGCCCCUCAGGAUGGUGAGAUGGUGCUCGAAGCCCUCGAGGAAGGCGAGCUCAGAACUCUCCUCCGGGCCCCGCAAACCGGCAAUACCGACCCGGAAGCCGCGUCUGAGGCGGAAGCUCCCGAAGCUCCGCGUCUUUCCAAGAGGAAGAAGGCUGCUCCCUCCAGCCCUGCAGCCAAACGUGCCUGCGAAGCACCUAGCAUCGCGGCCACCCGUAAGCUGGAGGCGGAGAAGAAACGUCUCAAGAUGAUUGAUACCAGCAACCGCGCUCAACCCAACAUCCAGCAAUUCUUUAUACCAACUGGAAAAAGCUCCGGAAGCCAAGCCCCCAAGAUCACCAAGAAGAGGGUCAAGUCGUCUCCGGCUUCUAUUCCAGUUACCCCAGAGGUGGAGGUUCCGCCCAAGGCCUCAUCCGCCGCCAAGUCGGAUCCCAAGGACGUCAUCAACGUUGAUGACCUUCCGGAAGAUCCAAUUGUCGAAUCUGACAAGGGCGAUUCCGGCAAGGGCGCUUCCUCAUCCGCACCUCCGCCUGAGCAGCCCACGGCUACCUACACUGCAGUUCCGACUGACCUAGUCGAUCGGAAACUCCGCUUGAGCGACGCCACCGGAACGCCCCAGACUCAUCCCCACUUCUUCCCAGUUCUGCAAAAGGUCCCCCUUUCACAACGCCACACGGAAAUUUCCGCCAUGAUGGAGCAAGUGUGGGGGCCUGCGAACACGGAGGAGCAGGAGAUGAAUGAGCUUGAAGGCGGCAUCAAGGCCUUUUUCGCCAAGCACAAGAAUGUGCGUCAGCAUACGUGGAAAUUGCACGAAGAUUUGCGCACCCACGUGCUGGAGCAGAGACAAGAAAUUGAACUGCUUCAAACCAGGGACGCGGAUAAUCAGAAGGCCAUUGCGCUGCUGGAGACCCAUAUCAAGGGUUUUGAAGAUGAAAUUGCCAAACGCCCCUCAAUCGACUCCCUUUCCGCCAAGAUCGAAGUACUUGAGGCGGAGAAUGAAUCUCUCAAGAAAUUCCUGAAGGAAUCCUCCGAGGAGGAGACCAAGAAGAAAAAAGAACUCUUGGAGAAGCAUGCCCAAGAACUGUCGGAUCUCGCUGAGAAGCUCAAAAGGAGUCAGCAGAGAAUCCAGACCUUGGCUGCAAAAAACAAGGACUACGAGGCGGAGGCGGAGCGAGCCUUGGAUUUGAGUGGACUAAGGAUGCCACUCUGA